Messenger RNA from Arachis stenosperma, 867 nucleotides. RefSeq names its product actin cytoskeleton-regulatory complex protein pan-1-like. The record is from RefSeq and is a predicted model, not a curated record. The coding region runs from base 1 to 867 and encodes 288 amino acids. Lineage: Eukaryota; Viridiplantae; Streptophyta; Magnoliopsida; Fabales; Fabaceae. The transcript has 3 exons.
AUGGGGGAAGGCCCCAUACUUGGAUACGAGAAAAAUCCUCCAGGGGACGAAGCCAAGGCAAAGUCUCGGGCCAGGUCCGGGGGUUCCAAGGCGGUCGUCUCUCCUCCUCCUCCUCCUCCUCCUCCUCCUAGGAAUGUGGGUACUCCCUCUCAGCCUAUCCUUAUUUCCUCCUCCUCGAGUUUGGCUCGACCACUCCCUUCUGCCCAAUUGCUCUCCGAGCCGGAGAAGAAGAGGCGCAAGACUUCAGAGUCUGGCCCUUCUUGGGAAGGUGGUGUUAAGGCGGAUGCUCAAGCAUUCGUCCGAAAGAACAUCUAUCCUCUGAUACCCAUGGAUGAUGCUUCUGUUCGGAGCCACCUUACCGCCCUGGCCGAGGAGAGCUUUAGGGCGGCGGGAGUUUGUGGCAAACUCUUGGAUAUAUUCGAGAAGACUCCCCUCAGCUCCUUGGGGACUUCCUCAAAGGUUGCGGAGUUAGAGGGGAGGCUUCUCUUAUUUGAAAAGCAUCAAGAGGAGUUGAAGGAGGAGAGGGAUAAGUUGAGGAAGGAGAGAGAUGUCCUCCGGGAGAAGGAGAGCCAGCUGCGAGCCCAAUGUACCAUGGAGGUCAGGGUUAUAGCCCCCGACUUGGAUCUUUCUCCAUUACAUCCUGACAAAGUGGUGAUUGACGGCGCCAUUGUUGAUCCUCCUCCACCCGAGGUCCUUUCCGAGUCAGAUCUAAAGACUCGGGGGCAGAGGAUCAUAGAGUCUCCUCCUCAUUCCAAGGAUGUUCCGAGUUCUUCAACCCCUGCUCCGACUUCCUCUUCGGCUCCUCCUCCCGGUCCUGGUGACGUUCCUCCUGGUGGUGGUGAUUCCUCUGCAGCUUCCAAGAAAUGA